AUGCAUAGAAACGAUGCUGAAUCGGAUGAAUAUAUUGAAACAGCCUAUUCAUAUGAAAAAGCUCGUUGGUUACAUCUAUUUCAAGUGAAUAAAUCUUUAAAAUUAGUACGUGAAAUGCAACAACGUGUAGAAGAUACAAAAGGUAUUGUUCUAUCAUCAUUAUCACAAGAAUGUCAAGAAUUAGCUGUUCGUUGUGAUUGUACAUCACUUUCAUAUAUAUUUGCAUUACCUGAAUGUUAUACUGAAGCUCGUCGAGCUAUAAUUGCUCUGCAAACUUGGUUAAUUGAAGAUACAAAAUAUACAUCAUUUAUUCAAACGUCCUUGAAAGUACUUGAUGAAAAAUAUAUUGAAGCAAAAAAAAUAUUUGAAUUGGGUAAAGCACAUCUUAGUCAAGCUGAGCAUCGAGCUGAUUCAUUUCGAAUACAAUUAAAUAAAGCUGAACAAGAAAAUGAAAUAAAUGAAAAAAAACUUGAAGAACUUGAAGAACGUCUAAAUACAAAAGAACGUGAUUAUUUAUCUAAACGCUUAACAUUCGAAGUAUAUGAAGAUCAACUUAAAAAAAUGCUUAAAGCUGCUGAAGAUAAAAAUGAUGAUAUUGAUAAUCAUUUAUCAAUUGAAAGAUUUCAACAAGAAGUAAAACAAUUUUUAAAAGAAUUACCAAAAUUAAAAUCACAAAUGGAUGCUCUACAAGGACGUAUUGAAUUUUUAAAACAACGUAAACAAGAAUUAUUAACAAUGCGUACUGAAUAUAGAAAACUUAAUCAUGAUGUACAAUUAGCAUUAGAAGAUAAAAUUCUUAAAGAAAAUGAAUUUGAUCGUGUGACAAAUUGUCGUCAAGUUAUACGAAAUAUAUAUAAAUGUCGUGCAACUGAUGAUUUACCACAAAAAAUUUUUUAUGCUUUACCUGUUAAAUCAAAAAAUUCCGGUGAAGAUUAUAAUGAUGAUCUUUCAAAAGCAAUGCGUCUUACAUCAAAAUAUAUAGGACGUGAUUGGAGUCGACUUUAUUGGCAAUUACCAUUUUAUCCGUUACGUGGUAAAGAAGAAGUAUCAAAAGAUAUUAAUUAUAUUGAUGAUAAAUAUCAUCGUGGUGAUGUCUAUCGAGAUCAAGCAACAGAUGUAUUAAAUAAAUGGCGACGUUUUCAUACACGUGCAAAACUUGAAGAUUUAAUUCAAGCACUUCGAUAUAUACAUCGUUUUGAUAUUAUACAAAUAAUUGAUCGAUGUAUACUUAAACCAAAACGUUUAUUACAUAAAGAACAAGAAGAAAUUGAUCCACGAAAAAAAGAAAUUGAAGAUUUAAAUCGAAAAUUAAAUCGUUUAUUUGAAAAAAUUCAUACAGGAGCUAUAAAAACACAUGACACUUCAUGA
Rotaria sordida is the source of this 1368-nucleotide messenger RNA. The record is from the annotation of a GenBank genome assembly. Lineage: Eukaryota; Metazoa; Rotifera; Eurotatoria; Philodinida; Philodinidae.